AGUCUGAUGUGUUGAAAGGUCUUGCUUGGGAUACUUGGAAAUGAGCCACAGGACACAGCAGCAGGCUGGUUUUCCGAAGGGUCAGACUCCGAGUGGGCAUGCCUGGGUCUCUGUUCUGUCCGCUUAUGCAUGUGCAACCGCUGCUUCUAUUGUAUCUGAGACUGUGACGUAUCCACUUGACUUGGCCAAGACCAGGUUACAGAUUCAGGGAGAAGUAACACGGUAUACGAUAGAAAGGGGAGGCAGUGUGAUACCCCAGCGAGGUUUUUGGAAAACAACUGUUGGAAUAGUUAAUGAGGAAGGAUUUUUCAAAUUAUGGCAAGGGUUAUCACCGGCAAUUUACCGCCAUGCAAUAUACACUGGGUGCAGAAUGGCAUUUUACGAGAUGUUACGGGAAAAUAUUCUAGGAAAAGAAAAGGACGGUUCUUUUCCAUUAUGGAAAGCAAUCACGGGUGGCCUGUUAGCCGGCGGUUUAGGACAAUUUUUAGCAAGCCCAGCUGACCUUGUCAAAGUACAAAUGCAAGCAGAGGGCCGAAGACGAUUAGAGGGGAAAAAACCUAGAGUAAAAGGUCCUUGGCAUGCUUUCUCAAAAAUAUUACGGGAAGGCGGAGUCCGAGGCUUGUGGAAAGGUUGGGUGCCAAAUGUGCAGCGAGCAGCCCUGGUCAACAUGGGAGAUCUCACGACAUACGAUACUGCCAAACAGUUCAUUCUCAAACACACAGCUUUAGUCGAUAACUCAUUAACACACUUCUUAUCAAGUUGCUGUGCAGGCCUAGUGUCGGCAACACUUGGUACACCCGCGGAUGUUGUCAAAACGAGGGUGAUGAACCAACCAACCAAAGAUGGACGAGGAGUGUUAUAUACCUCAUCUAUAGACUGCCUAAUGAAGACUGUCCGACAAGAAGGUUUUUUAGCAUUGUACAAAGGCUUCAUCCCGAUAUGGGCCAGAAUGGCUCCGUGGUCACUGAUCUUCUGGUUGAGCUAUGAGCAGAUCAGGAAAGCAGCUGGAGUGAAGGGAUUCUGAGAGAUUGGUGACGACACCAUCAAGAGAACUGACCUUUGGAUCAUAAUAUGCAGGAUGUUGUCUCCUGGGUUUGUGGAGUGGCCGUAUUGUACUGGGACCAAAUCAUGCUCAGACUUUGAAAUGUCAUUUGGUCAAUUACUGACUUGGAUACAUUAUUACUUGUAUGGUUUUGGGAAGGUACAUGUACUCAUUCUAUAAUGAGUGCUGACUUUUAUAGCAUUCAGGGUAUGGCUACUGAAGUUCAAGACAGGGUUUCCUAAAUAUAGUAGUAGUUUUAAUAAAAAUUGGGUAAUUUCUGGAAAAUGUGGUGGGGAUGGAUUCAGGAUCACCGAACUAGUGUACUUGAAUCAAGGUGAAACUUUGUCUUUAUUGAUACCAGAUUACAUGUAUCUGUUGAUACUUUGAAUUGUGAUUCAUGAUUCUCUUUUGUAAUUAUGUGCAUUUAGUGUUGCUGAGAGGUGUUCUCAGUUGUGCUUUUAUUCUACUCGAGGAAUCAGGCCUUUGAACAAGUGAUUUAUCAGGUAUGAGGAAGAUGAAGGGAUCAGUUUUAAAAUCUGAGUAGUUCUUAUAUCUUCUUCAGAUCACAGAGUGAAAUAUUUUUGGCAUUGUACUUCAUAAUCUAAACUAUUUUGUAUGAAGCCAUAGAUCAUUAGUUUGUACAUGUAGAUACUGCACUUAACUGACCAAGGACAAAAAGUGAAAGAGGUUAUCGUUUUUCAACUAGGACAUUGCAAUAUUUCUCAGUCCAUUUCAGUUCCAAGGAAUUCCCUUUAGAAUACAUGUAUAUGUGCUUUUGGUAACUUGAUUCAUGGUUCUACAGAUAGGUGGCCGUGUUUCCUACCCAAAAUGAAAACAAUUGAGCGACUUCUCAAAGUGAUAUGUUUCACUUUUUCUUCUUGUCCACACUCGUGUGUGGAAUGUUUGAUAGAAAAUAAUGAUUUUACAAUGUACAUGAUUGAACAGUUGAAUAAAGUGAACAGUUUAGUA
Molecule: messenger RNA, 2011 nt
Organism: Lineus longissimus
Lineage: Eukaryota; Metazoa; Nemertea; Pilidiophora; Heteronemertea; Lineidae
Product: mitochondrial uncoupling protein 4-like
Exons: 10
Coding region: 41-1024 (327 amino acids)
Biological process (GO): response to cold; transmembrane transport
Molecular function (GO): transmembrane transporter activity
Source: RefSeq, a predicted model, not a curated record